Messenger RNA from Microthlaspi erraticum, 366 nucleotides. The record is from the annotation of a GenBank genome assembly. Lineage: Eukaryota; Viridiplantae; Streptophyta; Magnoliopsida; Brassicales; Brassicaceae.
AUGUUCAAGUUUAGACGAGUAAGGGUAGUGAAUAUAAAAGUCGCCGAUGCUGACAAAGACCAGCUCCUUAAUAUUGCUUUAGAUGCUGGAGCAGAGGAUGUUAUUGAUCCUCCAACUUAUGAAGAUGAUACCGAUGAAGAUAUGGCAGAAAGGUACUACAAAGUUGUAACAUCUUCUGAGAACUACUCAACGGUAUUGUCAAAGCUACGUGAUCAAGGAGUGAACUUCGAGCCUGACAAUGGCUCUGAACUGCUCCCUCUGUCUACAGUUGAGGUGGAUGAUGAGGCCAUGGAAUUAAACAAAGAGCUUAUGCAGAAACUACUAGAACUUGAUGAUGUUGAUGCUGUUUAUAUCGACCAAAAAUGA